AUGUCAAAAUGUAAGGGACUGGUCAAGCAUGGUUGGGCUGCACCAGUGGACGGGCUACUAACGGCGCCCGUCUCGGUCCGUUUGUUUAUUCGAGGGUUCCGGCCACGCAUGGCCCACACUCCCUCUUUCAUGGAGUCCGUGGUGUUCGACCAGUCCCCUCUCGCCGACUAUCUUCGAGAUGAAGGCGAAGAUGGCCAGGCCGAGUGGGCGCAAGCCGAACCCGAUCUCGACUCCUCACCACCCUCGAGCCCCGGCUUCGCACCGACAGGACUCCCCAAGGUCCGCUCACGAUUCCGCAACAAGAUACCCGAGCCUCUGAAAGUCGAGAUUCCGAACCAGACGCCGGCAUCACUCAACUACUUUCGACGAAGCUACUCUACCGCUGUAGCGAACAGGAUAGACCGCGCCGACAACUCCAAGUUUAUCGAGCAAUUUCGCUAUACGAUUGUCGCAUCCCAGCUCCUGAGCGGACACUCAAUUACCGGCCAUAAUCAUGCGAGCUCUCGGUACCUGCCGAACGCGGAACACGGACAGGGGAACGACAACGGCCUUCUAGACUCCACCGGGGCUCUCGGUGCAGUAUUGGGAGCCCUGGCAUUGGCGUUUGCCAUCAGCUGGAUUGUCGGAGGGGGGUCCCUGACGAAGAAACGUCUCGCCGUUCUGCUUGUCACUGCGGCGAUCGCUGCAGGGGUUGCACAGGUGUUCAUGCGCAGGCAGUGGUUGCGACUGAUGCUGGGACAGGAGCGCACCGCUGCCGCCGAUCAGCCGAAUGGAGGACCGCACACAGACGCGGAGGCGUAUGACCAGACCUUUACCGUCGUCAAGGGAUUCUCUGAGCAGCUGGAUCUGGAAAAGUAUUUUGACAUUUACGACGUCAGCGAUCUGGACAUCUCAGAUGCGCAACACGGCCUCGUCGAGAGCGACCCAGAGGACGCGGAGUCACUGCGCAUGCUCAAGAUUGCAGCUUCACGAUUCCACACCAUGCGCAAGAUGGCGCUUUGCGCUCUGCUGGCUCUUGACGCCAGUGGUGACAGUAGCGAUCUCAUGCGUUGGACGACCGCCGUAGAAGCUCUCCGUGCGCUCAAUAUGUCUACGUCUUCGAGUUUCGAACGCCUCAAGACGAUACUGAGCGAGCAGGAAUGCAUUCGAGGCCUGCAAGCCAAGCUGCAGCUGCUGAGGGAGGAAUCUGACCGGACACUGAACGAAUCCGACGAUAUUUCCGAAAUGGGAUCCAAUCUCAUGUCACAAUAUGAAUCAAUCGGCGUCGACCUCAAGGCGUUGAUGCAAGCCUGGGAAGAGGGCAAGGCGGCUCUUGCCGUGGGUAUCGACCGGAACGAGAAACGCCUGUCAUCGAUGAGUACGCUCUUGUCACCGACGAGCUCCAUCAGCGGCCCCACAGUCGUGGAAGAAGGAGGUGGCGCCAUGGAAGCUCUCAAAGCCCUCAAUGGCGAACUCCCUUCGAGUCAUGCCAGCAGCAAUGCAGACAGCGAUGAGAUAUUCGAAGCCUACUCUGCCUGA
This is a messenger RNA of Verticillium alfalfae VaMs.102, 1518 nucleotides long. RefSeq lists its product as hypothetical. The transcript is spliced from 8 exons. The record is from RefSeq and is a predicted model, not a curated record. NCBI's taxonomy places the organism in Eukaryota, Fungi, Ascomycota, Sordariomycetes, Glomerellales, Plectosphaerellaceae. The coding region runs from base 1 to 1518 and encodes 505 amino acids. Gene Ontology annotation, molecular function: myosin binding.